Molecule: messenger RNA, 3032 nt
Organism: Fusarium redolens
Lineage: Eukaryota; Fungi; Ascomycota; Sordariomycetes; Hypocreales; Nectriaceae
Exons: 5
Coding region: 181-2880 (899 amino acids)
Molecular function (GO): oxidoreductase activity
Source: RefSeq, a predicted model, not a curated record
GUUGCAAGCCGGCCCAAGCUUGUUAAGAGCUGCUCGUUGCGCUCCCCAAUUAUUUCGCUUUACAGUUCUUCAUCCUCAUCCUCAUCCUCAUCCUCUCACUCUCUGUCUUUUUUCCAUCAUCUUGAGCGUGUCAUAUUAUACCCCCUUACAUAUUUGAAUAACACAUCACACAUUCACACCAUGGCAGACCAGUUGAGAUACGACGGCCAAGUUGUUGUCGUCACUGGUGCUGGCGGUGGCCUCGGAAAGGCAUAUGCUACUUUCUUCGGCUCCCGUGGUGCCAGCGUCGUCGUCAACGAUCUUGGUGUUACUUCCAAGGGUGAGGGCAACUCAUCAAAGGCCGCCGAUGUUGUCGUCAACGAGAUCAAGGCCGCCGGUGGCAAGGCUGUUGCCAAUUACGAUUCAGUAGAGAACGGCGAGCGCAUCAUCGAGACCGCCAUCAGCGCUUUCGGCCGAAUCGACAUCCUCAUCAACAACGCUGGUAUCCUACGCGAUGUUAGCUUCAAGAACAUGAAGGAUGAGGAUUGGGAUCUUAUCUACAAGGUACACAUUAAGGGCUCAUACAAGUGCGCCCGCGCUGCUUGGCCUCAUUUCCGCAAGCAAAAAUAUGGCCGUGUUAUCAACACCGCCUCGGCUGCUGGCCUCUUUGGCAACUUCGGCCAGACCAACUAUUCCGCCGCCAAGCUCGCCAUGGUUGGUUUCACAGAGACUCUCGCCAAGGAGGGUAUCAAGUAUGGCAUUCUCGCCAAUGUCAUUGCCCCCGUCGCGGCUAGCCGAAUGACCGAGACCAUCAUGCCUCCUGAUGUGCUCGCCAACCUCAAGCCUGAAUGGGUUGUGCCUCUCGUUGCUGUUUUGGUCCACAAGAACAACACAGAGGAGACUGGUGGUAUCUUUGAGGUUGGCGGCGGCCACGUGGCCAAGCUCCGAUGGGAGCGAUCUAGCGGUCUCCUCCUCAAGGCUGACGACUCAUAUACUCCCGGUGCCAUUAUUAAGAACUGGAACAAGGUUGUCGACUACUCCAACCCUCAGUACCCUACGGGACCCAACGAUUUCCUCACAUUGCUUGAGGAGUCUAUGAAGAUGGGACCUUCAGAGCAGGGUGAGAAGCUCGACUUCGCUGGCCGUGUCGCUCUCGUCACUGGUGGUGGUGCUGGUAUUGGUCGUGUUUACGCUCUGGCCUUUGCCAAGCACGGCGCUUCAGUUGUGGUCAACGAUCUUGCUGAUCCUGAGCCCGUGGUUGCUGAGAUCAAGAAGCUCGGCGGCAAGGCCGUUGGUGUGAAGGCCUCAGCUGAGGACGGCGAGAAGGUUGUCAAGGCUGCUAUUGACGCCUUUGGCCGUAUUGAUAUCGUCAUCAACAACGCCGGCAUCCUCCGCGACAAGGCUUUCUCCAACAUGAACGAUGAGCUCUGGGACCCUGUCCUGAACGUGCAUCUCCGAGGCACCUAUAAGGUCACCAAGGCUGCUUGGCCUUACUUCCUCAAGCAGAAGUACGGACGUGUCCUGAACACUACUUCAACCAGUGGUAUCUAUGGCAACUUUGGCCAGGCCAACUACGCUGCUGCUAAAUGUGGUAUCCUUGGUUUCUCUCGAGCUCUUGCCCUUGAGGGCCAGAAGUACGGCAUCUACGUUAACACUAUCGCCCCCAAUGCCGGCACUGCUAUGACUGCCACCAUCAUGCCCGAGGAGAUGGUCCAGGCUUUCAAGCCUGACUACAUUGCUCCCCUUGUCCUCGCUCUCUGCAGUGACAAGUGCCCCACCCCUACUGGUGGUUUGUACGAGGUUGGCAGCGGCUGGUGUGGCCAGACUCGAUGGCAACGAACCGGUGGCCAUGGCUUCCCCGUUGAUGUCACUCUCACCCCUGAGGAGGUUGUUAAGAACUGGAAGGACAUUGUCACCUUUGACGGCCGUGCCGACCACCCCUCCAAGUCCCAGGACUCGAUCGGUAAGAUUAUGGCCAACUUGGAGAACCGCUCUAAGCCUAAGGAGUCAUCUGGCGAGACCAACUACCUCAAGGUUAUCGAGGAGACUCUCAAGAAGGAGGGCAAGCCUACUGAGUACAAGUACGAGGAGCGCGAUGUCAUCCUCUACAACCUUGGUGUCGGUGCCAAGCGCACUGAUCUCAAGUACGUCUUCGAGGGCUCAGAUGACUUCCAGGUUCUUCCUACCUUUGGUGUCAUCCCUCCUUUCAACGCGGAGAUGCCAUUCGAGUUUGACAACAUUGUGCCCAACUUUUCUCCUAUGAUGCUGCUCCACGGUGAGCAAUAUCUUGAGAUCCGCAAGUUCCCCAUCCCUACCAGUGCUCGCCUUGUUACCCGAGGUCGUCUCCUCGAGGUCAUCGACAAGGGUAAUGCCUCUAUCGCCCGAAGCUCCACCACUACCGUUGACGCCAACACUGGUGAGGACGUUUUCUACAACGAGUCCAGCGUCUUCCUCCGUGGCGCUGGUGGUUUCGGCGGUCCUAAGCGCGGUGCUGAUCGUGGUGCUUCCACUGCUGCCAACAAGCCUCCUGCUCGUGCCCCCGAUGUUGUCGUUGAGUCACCUACCCACGAUGACCAGGCUGCCAUCUACCGCUUGAGCGGUGACUACAACCCUCUUCACAUCGACCCUGCCUUCGCCAAGGUCGGUGGCUUCAAGGCCCCUAUUCUUCACGGUCUCUGCUCCUUCGGCAUCGCUGGAAAGGCCGUCUACGAGCGCUUCGGUGCCUUCAAGAACAUUAAAGUCCGUUUUGCUGGUGUUGUCAUUCCUGGUCAGACUCUUGUCACGGAAAUGUGGCGAGAAGGCAACAAGAUCAUCUUCCAGACCAAGGUUAAGGAAACUGGCAAGCCUGCCAUCGCUGGAGCGGCUGCUGAGCUCAGAACCGACGGCAAGAGCAAGCUCUAAACAAAAAUUCAGCACGGUCAACGGAGUUUUUACAAUGGGAUAUGCAUGUACCAUCAUAAAGUUUGUAUUGUAGUUGAGUGAUGUGAUUCUUAUCAUGUCCUGUUUUGCCCAAUCUUAUAUGCCAAUUUCAAUACCAAUUUCUUAAAUUUAUA